This is a messenger RNA of Porites lobata, 9697 nucleotides long. NCBI's taxonomy places the organism in Eukaryota, Metazoa, Cnidaria, Anthozoa, Scleractinia, Poritidae. The record is from the annotation of a GenBank genome assembly.
AGCGUAGGGGUGUUUAAGUUUGCAUUUGGCCCGUGAUCCUCGUUACUCUCGUGACUCUCGUAUUGCCAGUCGAAAAAUUACUGAUAUUUCAGCUGAUUCACAGGAUUGAAUCAUUCGGGUCGUGAUUCUGGCGAUUCUCGUGAUUUUCGUAUGGCCCAUGAACUUCUAUUGUCAUAUCAGCUGAUCAUUUCCGGGCUGAUUCACUGGAUGAAGGUAUAAAACAACAGGGCGAACAGGGCAAGAUGGUGGAAGAGCUGACUGAUCGUGAUAACUCUGAAAUGCCUUGUGGCUAUGAUGAGGACUUUGUGAGUCCUAUUGACGAAGAUCUGCAAUGUUCAAUUUGUUAUUUGGCUUUACGAGAACCGGUUCUCACCAGAUGUGGUCACAGAUUCUGCAGGGAAUGUCUCGACCGACACAUUGCGAGGUUUGUUACUCUUCUUUUUUUUUUCGCUUAAAAAAAAAAAAGUAAUAAUAAACCCCCAUUAAAUUGGUGCUCUAUGGAUCGAGAAUUAAUGUUUCCUUCGGGUCAGUGGUUUUGUUAGGGGCAAAUGCAGCUGCUCGAGAUGAAAAUAUUGCGGUUUAUGUUUACCCCCGCGGGGCACUCGUUUGAAGUCUGGGUAGAGCUGUGCCGCCGAGGCCUUCAGCCCUCGACCCUGUUUAAGACAAAAAAUUACAGGGGACGCUACUUUCUAACCCUGAUUUGUUUUGUUUUGCUUUGCAUACAGAAUUAAGCAAUUUUUCGCACUAAAAUCGUGGAAAGAGUUAUUUAGGAAAAAGAAAUAUUGGUAUUGCAAAUGUCGAUCGCUCAUGCUUAUCGCAAGUCUUCACACUCUUUGAAAGGCUUUUAGUCCAAAAAGACGCUCUGUGACCCUUAAUAGUGUAAUUUUAUACCCUGAAGACUAAAAACCUUCAAAUCUAUACCCUGUUUUGCAGCACAUACCCGUAUCGGCCAAAUAAGGUAGUGCCCCCCCCCCCCCCACUGGGGUUUAUUCUCUGUUUUUGUUUUAAAUGUCUCCUUUAACCUUAUCAGUGAUAUAGGAUUGUGAAUAAUCUGAAUUGAUGUCUUAAUACUUGACUUAUUCAUAACCUUAAUUUUCCCUUAAUUUUUUACUUCUUGCUAUCCAAUGACUGGGUUUCAUUGCACAUUUGUUUAUUGCUGCUUUUACUUUUUUUAUUGUUUAUUUACAUUUUUUAUUUAACGUUUGACCACCACCAGUCUUAUCAUGUUGCUUAGCGAAAUUUGUAUGCCCUCAUUGAUUUGGAUCAUGUUUUUUUUUACAGGUAUUACUGUACUUUUCAAGCUGUAGAAAGUGAGAGUUUUUUAACUGUAUUUAUGGUCAACUAGCUCAGAUAAGCAGAUAUCGCUAAGGUAUUCCUAAUUUUGCCCAUGUGAAAAAGAACUGUUGUCUCCCAAUAACUCGAACCCUCACUAACUCAAAACUUGCACUAACUCGAACCAAAUUCAAUUUCCUUCAUACAAUGUAAUUUUACCCUCGGUAACUCAAAUCCUCGAUAACUCAAACCCCCACUAACUCGAAGAAAUUUUUGUUUCCCUUCAGAUUAUUUAUACAAUUUUACCCUCGAUAACUCGAACCCUGUUUUGAGCAUCUGACAAGUUGGAAAAAAAAAACGGUGUACUAGUAUAUAGAAGUAAAAGUACCAAAUUUAAUUCAAAACAACUGUGUCAAUUCUUUGUCAUUACUUUUUUUGUUCUCGGCCCGUUCAAAUUCAGCCUCCAUCCCUGUGAAGUGUGCAUGAUACUUGCAUUCCCUCCUCAUCUAUUUGCUUAUUUGCCUACUUCUGGUUAUUUGCUUCGAACUCCUGAUUAACUCAAACUUUGUUCGAUUUCCCUAGAAGCUAAGGUUUGAGUUAUCGGGAGUCACCUGUAUUUUCACAGGAAUGAUCACUUCUUGGCUCAAAUUAGCAUUAUUUCAGGAUCAAUACUUUCCUAGAAAAUCUUCAAUUUUUUUUGUGUUUUUAAGUGUCAAGGGUACAUCAUGUAGAUUAAAAAUUUUUAUCAACAGGCAGAAAAGUCAACAGCAAGUUGUCAACUGUCCUGUUGAUCGAGAGGGGCUUACACACUGUAAGGUAAAAUAUCACAUUGUAGAAACUAGUUAUGAACCGAUUGCUAUAUACAUAAUGAGAUAUAGCUACUUAAAACCUAUUUCUGAAACUCUCAUGAUGCAAAUGAGUUCUGGCCACUCAGAAAAGAGAACUAUGUGUUUUACACAUAAGAAGAGUUGUAGGUGCAAUCAGAGUAAUUAUUGUCAACAAUGUUUUUUAACAAGUGAGAAUUAAAAUAGUACACCCAAUGAAAACGCACAGAGGUGUGUGUGUGUUUUGCGCCAAGUGCCGUGCUUUGCCAGUUGCUUCAGCUAUCAUUGAAUGAGAAUAUAUAUUUACACCACAAAAUGCCAUAAAUGCUACCCUCUACUAUUAAUGUCAUUUUCCAGAUAUCAUAUAUGUCUUCCAAAUUUGGUCAUCCCUUGUUAUAUACACAUAAACCAGUUAGUCUCAAGCAAGAAUUAGAGAUGCCAGGACAAGUUGGGUCAUUUCAUAUCUCCCUAUUUGAAGGUCCGAGCCAAUCAGAAAUGUUUUGAAUAUAUACAGUAAUAAUACUUCUUGGAUAUGAUGUGUAUGUUAAUUACAGGUCAAAAUUAAGUUCAAACCUAAGUUCUCAAUCUCCUUUGUUUCCAGCUAGCCCUAAUUAUUCAUGACUUAGGGCCAGGACACAAAGGAAAUUCAGAAUCAACCUAGGUUACAAAAUUUCUACCUGAAUUUAAUUUUAACCUGUAACAUGUAGAUUCUGAUUGUGCAGACGAUCGUUAUCUUAAUGUGAGGAAAAUAAUUUAUGACAAAAAUAAUUCAGGAAAUUAUAUUUAAAAUGCAAAAAAUGAUCAGAUGAUAUAAAUCUGAAUAAUUUUUUGUAGGAUAUCUUCCCUGAUAAAGCAACUGGGAGGAAGAUUCUGUCCUUAUUCAUAAGAUGUCCAAAUACUGGAUGUGAUUGGACUGGUGAACUGAGAGAGAAAAAGGUGAGAAUCUCCAUUUAUACAUUGUGAAUUUAUUAGCCAUAGCCAGCUUUCACAUUAAAAUGAGCUAAGCAACCAGGCUACUUUGAAUUUUUGUUAAGUCGUGGGAGGGGGGCGGGGGAGGAGGAGGUGUACUCAAGAAAGUUUUAUAUGCAUAGCCUCUGUCCCGAUGCCCAACCCUUUACCCUUUUACAUACCAGUUUUGACAGAAAAGGUUCCCCUUUCGUAGAGGGUUAAAGUCCAAUACUCCGACAAAUUUAUGCAUGGCAUUGUAUUAUAUUGUAUUCACAAUACAAUAUUGUACAAAGGCAUAACAAUAAGGAACAAAGCAAAACAAAGAGAAAGUUAACAAUGCCAUGCAUAUAUUUGUUGGGGUAUUGGACAGUAUGCUAACAAAUGUUAACCGUUUCACAUACCUAGUUUAGAACUUUGCGUCCCUUUUAACUGCUGUAAAAGCAAUAUCUUUAAAAUAGGAAUAAAUCACAAAACCAGAACAUUUUCUAGACUUUUUCACAGCCAUAAAAUGCAUCAUAUAUGCAUGCAUCUGUUUCCCUAGCUACCCUUUCAUAUUCUUGAAGCCAGUGAAAGGUACCCCUUUUGGGCAGAGCCACCCCUUAUAGGCCAUCAUAGAGGGUGUUUCCCCUCCCCCAGGAUGUUGAGUGAACAAAUGAAGAGUAAAAUUUUGAAUUUGAAUAAUUUAGAUUGACUAUACUGUGGCAGGAUUAGCCUGCGUAGCAGGCAUUGAAAUGGGUAGGGGAUAGGGGGGAAGGGAAAAAGGGAGGAGGAUUGGGGAGACAGGGUAAGGGAGGCUCCCUUCCCUUUCCUCCACUUUCACUUUUUUCUCUUUCCCCCUCCCCCUCCCCUUUUUGCACCUGCCACACAGGCUAUGGCAGGACCGGUGUACUAGUCUUCCAUGAUCACUAAAAAAUUUGAACUAGCUGGGUACAUAAAAGAGUAGGUGAAUGAGGCUUGUUUGUUCAACCUCGUUCCCAGGGUUCUCUCUCUUGCUUCGAGAAAGAACCCUGGUUGCCGCUGGUCAUGUGGAGAUGUGUGUCAAUAAAUGGCGUAGUAGGUUUAUGUCGAUCCUUCACUAAAUUUUGUCGACUGGACGAUUUAAUACUAUCUGGGGCAGGGAGAAAACUUUUGUUUCAAAAUGGCGCUUGAGUUUCUGCGUUGUUUGCAAACCACGUUGCUUUCGGCUAGUUCCGUAAAAUUAUUUUGAAAGAAAAACAGGUUAUUUGAGAAAGAAAAUGCAAACUUCAUGUGUACAUAAAUCACCACCCAGGCGGCUUUGGUCAAUUUAUCGGCCGGUGCACGAUAUACCAAGUGAAUAGCCAACGUCGUUCCCAGGGUUCUCUCUUUUGCAUUAUACAUUACCUAUACUAUUUUUUUGGGUGUUGUCAACAUUUUCAAAUAAUAAACGUGGUGGCAAACUCCUCUCGGGCCCGGACUGAAUAGCCUUUGUCACAGUGACAAUGAUCUACUCUUCUUCCCCUCCCUUAUUUUUGGCUCCCAGAUUUUGGGAGCCACGUGACCAGCCGCAACCAGGGUUCUUUCUCGAAGCAAGAGAGAGAAUCCUGGGAACGAGGUUUUUGUUUGUUUACCAAAGUUGCUUGGGCCAUACUUCCCAUGAUGACAUCUGGUGUUCAGUCCAGUACAAGUAUUUAUUCUAUAAAGCAAGAUGUGGACAGUUUUUUAUCUUAUUCCCUUUACAUCAAGACAAAAUAACAGCUUGGAUUUUUAUUUUUCAAAUAUGUUGAUAAACGAACACCUUACUUAUUCUAAUCAUGAAUUGGUAUUCAUAGGACAACUAUAUGAAUUGACAAGGGAACCUGUAAUAAUAAAGACUGGCCAUGAAUAAAUUAUAAUAAAUUAUAACUUGUUCCUCAACAUACAAAUGGCAACAUGUGACCGUGCACGUGGGUAGGCAAAUUUAAACAAGGCGAAGGUUAGUUAAAGGGUAAUAAAAUAUAUAGAUCGUUUUCACUGUCAUGCAACAAAAAAAUAAAUUAGAAACCGUCCAGUGGAAGACGCCGAGAAAAUGAAAUGUUACAGAAGACUAAUAUAUAAACAAUUUGUCCAAAUCUCAGGUCUUUGUGGCCCACAGUUUCUGAGUUAUUUGCCGAAACGUUCCACGCACCUUUGUAGAGCUUUGUAUGGAGACGCCAUAUUGGUGUACCGUUUUGGUCCACCAAUAUGGCCGCCGGAAAUCAACAAAAACAUCUGGAGUUCACUUUUUCUAUAAAAGCUCUUUCUUUUCACUCGAACACCAGCCUACGUGCGCAUAAACAUAUCUUCUAAUACUUUAAAUGGUUAUACUGCUGAAAUCAAGAGGAGAGACUUUUUUUCAACGAGACAGCAUUCCUGUUUCGGUGUCACGCACUGUGAAAAACUCGGAAGUUCAAAUUGCUGUAUUUUCGAAAUGAAACAUGCUACGGGAAUGGAAACUUUAUCUUCAACCUAGUGUAAAUAAGAAUUCGUAAAACCUGGUUGUUUUAACUCAACAAUUUGAUAACGUCACUGUGAAAACCUUCUAUUGAUAUAUAAACACCAAUGAAAUACCAAACCACUUUACUUAAAUAGUUUUUUGGUCUGAAAGAUGCGGUUUAUUGUGAAGUCAUAGCAACGGUGAUAUUUUCACAUGUGAAGAUAACAUGUUAUUUUCACAAGUGAAGAUAUCAAGUUUUCGUGCGAAAGCUCACUUGGUAUUUCAUUGGUGUUUAUAUAAUAAGAAAACAUGCGUCAUGUUUAUAUUUUCAUCUAUGCAGAACCACUUUGAUCAUUGUAAAAGGAAACUGCUAAAAUGUCCCAAUGUCUGUGGAUCAUUUCUUGCUCGUAACAAAGUAAGUACAUUCGACGUGUAAAGCCGAGGGCGAUUUUGUACGUGAUUUUGUGCGUAAUUUUGUAGAUCAAGAAGGUUCAUUUACACAUGACUUGUCGGUCUAAAAUCUUUUUAGAUCAAGUCUCACGUUGAAAACAAAUGUCCGCUGACAGUGGUCCCCUGUCCUUAUGCUCUGAUGGGCUGUAAAGAAAUGGUAUGUGCAUUGUUUACGCAUAUUGUGUCUGUGUUACUUUAGUUAAAUGUUACCUUUAUGGAUGCAGGUACCUAAAACAAAAGAACUCGUUCAUAUAAGUCAAGGGCACCCAACGUCAAUUUUUGGAAAAUAUCUGUUCGGAAGACGAUUAGAGAUCUAGAAUUUUCGGGAUAUUUGCUGUAAAAUUUCUUGCUUACCUGCCUCUCCUAGGAUUUUCGAACAUCUAAAAAAUGGUAUAAUUGCCCAUUUUUAACGGAUUUUUACCCUAAAAAGAAUUUUCGGGAGCUUUUUUUCUGGCUGAAAUUUCCAAAAGGUAAGUUUUGAUCCCUGUAAUUUUCGGAUCACUAGACUUUCAGCUAGGAAACCGGAACAGAUGAAAAAUUUCUAGGGGAUAAAAAUAUGCCUAUAUCUACCGUUUAAAUACUAAAAUACGUUCAACAAGGCUAUGUUUGUGUAGUUUUGAACUAUAUUCUCGUCGGGUGCCCCUCAUAAGUCAUGAAGAACACAAAAGACAAAUGACUUUGAACACGGGAACUUGUAGCAGUAUCUAUCAGCGCAAAAUGUUGCAUUAUUAUAUUCUAUUUAACAAAUAGAGAAGCUGGAGAAGCCCUGACUGUGCUGUGUUUAAGCGCGCAUGAAGCGGCUAGAAGUGUAGGAGGAAACACGAGACGUAGUCGACUGUUUGUCCCUACUUCUUGAGUGUUUUACAACAAAACAGAGCACAGUCAAGGGUUAGAUUCUUUAUUUGUUUUAAGAUAAAGAAUCCGUUAAAUAUUAAAUCAGCCAAUCACAAUCCUUUUAAGAAUGGGCCAAAUGAUUUGAUUGGUUGAAUAAGACAAAAUCGUUCAAAGCUGUCAGAGCACCAAAGCUACAUGUAUCAUAAGGAGAAACUAGGAGGAUUUUCUGUGAAUGUCAAUGCAAAAGAAUGUACAUUUGACGUCCAAAAAUAAGUUUAUGAAAGUAAAAUAGUGCUUUCAAUCUGGCACGUAUUACGGCCCAUGAAAACGUGGACGUCAUUAACAUCAUGACAAUUUGAAAACAAAUUGCUUUAGCUUCGUAUCAAAAAGUGCCCAAAAAACAGAGCCUGAGAGUAAAAAUGUAUAACUGAAGAUUCGUUGACGCCUUUGCGAUCGGGUUUGAGCUAAUUUUAUGAAUGAACAUACUCAAAACAAUAUACAGAGAAGUUAUUUCUUUAAAAUUUGUAUUCAAAAACUAAGAAGUUAAUCCUUAAAAGCAAGAAAAUUCGAAUGAGCACAUGGCAAAAUUCUACACGUUUGUGAAACAUUAAUACAUACAUAAAUUCCCUUUUAAAAACGUAAUUUUCUUGACCACAGAGUUAAAAAAAUGUAACGCUGAAAGUCCUCGAAAACUUCGUUGCCUUGGUUGAAUUUCAAAACAGGCUAUUUGGUGCUUCGCCGUGAAGAAAAUUCCUCGAAGGACAAUUUCGUAACCAAAAGCUUUCCUUUGUUCGCAAAAAAGAAAACCGAGCAUUCAUUUGAACUUUCCCUUUUCAUUUGUGUUUUUUUCCGGUGUAUUUUUUACCCUGAAUUGCGAAACUUUGUUCUUGUUUCAAAACCGCGGCAUGGUGAGAUUCACGAAUGGCGUGACAUCUUUAGCUCCUUGUUUUAUACUCUUUUAUAAAAUAAGUAAGAUAGUACGCGCGUUCUGAUUGGUUAAAAACCUAUGGUUUAUUGUGCCGGUAAACUCAUAGAAACUUUGUUCUUGUUUCAAAACCGCGGUAUGGUGAGAUUCACGAAUGGCGUGACAUCUUUAGCUCCUUGUUUUAUACUCUUUUAUAAAAUAAGUAAGAUAGUACGCGCGUUCUGAUUGGUUAAAAACCUAUGGUUUAUUGUGCCGGUAAACUCAUAGAAAACUUUUAUUUUAUAAAAGCAAUAGAUCACACUUUCUAUGGGUUUACCGACUUGAUAACCCACUUGGGAUGUUGCCUUCGGCUCGUGAUUUAAAAGCUAUUUUCGUGUUCUCCCACCAUCCCGCGUGGGUUAUCACACAGGUAAACCCAUAGAAAGUGUGAUCUAUUGCUUAAAUAAACCAUACUUUUUAAACCAAUUUGUGUGCGCGUUAUAUUCUGAACUUUAAUAUUAAGUUGCAUGUACUCGAUAAGACGUUGAGUACGUGUAAAUACCCGUAUUCCGUUUUUACCAGUGUUUGGGGGCUGGAAGGAACAUUUCUACUCAAGCAUUUUUCUUAGAACAAACUUGACUCUGGCCAUGAGGCGCAAUUAAAGCGUUAAGUUAUUAAUUUGUUUUUGAUGGUUAAUAAUCAGAUUAAGCGAAACAAAGUUGAAGCUCAUCUCCAGUCUACGGCGAGACUUCAUCUGGCCUUAACGUGUUCAACAUUUAAAGAAACGAUGACGAAGCUUGAUGAACUGCAGAAGCAAGUGGGAGAAUUGAAAGAAUCUAAUGCUGCUCUCAACGAAAAACUUGAAGCAACUAAUUCAUUUGUCACUUCCAAGGUAGAAGCCCUCGUGUCCAAGGUGGAUGCGCAAAACAGCGAACUGGCGACUUUUAAUUCUGCUCUUAGUGCUCAGAUCGAUGCUGAUAAGAGAGAGUGGAAAGCUGCCAAUAUCGCUCUGAAUUCUAAGGUGGAUUCGCAAGCCAAAGUGGUCGCGAGAUUAACCAGUGCGUCUCCAUUUGUGUGGAAGAUAACUGGUUUUAGCGACGUCUUAAAGCUGGCUAAGAAUGGAAACACUAAAAGUAUAUUCGCUGAAUUCUACACAGGAAAACAAGGCUACAAGUUAAAUGUACGCGUCGAUCCAGAUGGAGAUCAAACAAACAAGAACCGAUACCUGUCAGUAUUUGUUGGUAUUAUGAAAGGCGAUUACGACGCCAUUCUUCCUUGGCCCUUUCGUGAUGUAGUUACUUUUAGGGUUAUCGACCAACAACCUGAUGCCUCGCAAAGGAAAAAUGUUGUAGCAGUAUUGGAGCCCGAUCAAACGCCCUGUUUUUCGGGUCGGCCUACGGUGGAAGAAAACCCCAUGCUUCGAGGGUUCCGCAGGUUGAUAUCUCACAAGAUGUUAAAAACCCGGCGCUAUGUUGAACACGACACAUUGUUUCUUCAGGUUGAUGUAGGUCGCCAUGACUCUGAGAGUAGCGAUUCAGGUUCACAUUCUGACUAACUUUCUUUGAGUAAUUUCCACUUUAAAGAGCUAUGACGAGUUACUCCAUGUGAUCGCGGGUUAAACAUCUCACAACGUUUUGAACACCAAGCAACUGCUAUAGUUUCUGGCAUAAUUAAAAAAAUUUGGCAAAUGUUAGAAGCAAUUAAACACUUAUGUGCGAGGUGUUUCGAAGAGCCUCAACGUUUUAAGAAUUAAAUUGCGAUUAUCUUAGAACAAAAACCAGACCCUAUGGCUGCCAUCGGUAAAUCAAUACUGUAACUUUAUGUGCUCAUAUCCUUGUUCCAAAAGUAUUAAACAAACUAUUCAAACAGGGUAAACACGAUCAAUUGUUUUCGAGAACAAAGGAGAGACGAGACAACGUUAAACGAAAGCCUACAUGUGAACCAAGGUUAUGUCAGCACUUGUCAAUAAGUUAACAGUGUUGGGUGAUCAGUCCAGACGGUCUCAACAUGAUUUGCUAUUAAAGCCUUUAGUUUACCAAAACCAGUCAGUCC